This is a messenger RNA of Stomoxys calcitrans (stable fly), 445 nucleotides long. RefSeq lists its product as uncharacterized. Gene Ontology annotation, cellular component: mitochondrial inner membrane. The coding region runs from base 99 to 395 and encodes 98 amino acids. The transcript is spliced from 2 exons. The record is from RefSeq and is a predicted model, not a curated record. Lineage: Eukaryota; Metazoa; Arthropoda; Insecta; Diptera; Muscidae. Gene Ontology annotation, biological process: ATP synthesis coupled electron transport; mitochondrial electron transport, NADH to ubiquinone.
AGCUGGUAGGUUAAACGAAGUUGAUAUUUGCAUUAGAUUCUAUCAAUUUUUUUAUUUUUUGCUUUGCAAACUUCGUAUAGUAUUGUCGUUUAUUAGCAAUGCCUGCCUUACGUCGUGAUAUUGGUCCAUUUUUGCAACGUAUGAGAGCCUUUUUAUUGGGCCGUGAGCAUACAUUGGCUUUGCGUUUUGAAGAUGGUCUAGCAGAUCGUACCCAGCCACCUCCAGAGAUACCAUAUCCCGUUUUGAGGUCUGACUGUUACUAUCACGGACGCGAUCCUCGUCGCAUUGUGGCUCCUCCCGUCGAUUUGGUUCAAGCCAAUUUAAAAAUUGCCAGCGAUUCCAAGCCAGCUGCAAAUCGUUUGCCCACCCCAGGACAAGUGUACAAAUGGGAUUAAACUAAUUAAACAUUAAUAAAUCGGCGUGAUGUUAGUUAAUUGAAAUCAAA